Molecule: messenger RNA, 1830 nt
Organism: Bombina bombina (fire-bellied toad)
Lineage: Eukaryota; Metazoa; Chordata; Amphibia; Anura; Bombinatoridae
Gene: DNAJB5
Product: DnaJ heat shock protein family (Hsp40) member B5
Exons: 4
Coding region: 26-1240 (404 amino acids)
Biological process (GO): negative regulation of transcription by RNA polymerase II
Cellular component (GO): cytosol
Molecular function (GO): protein-folding chaperone binding
Source: RefSeq, a predicted model, not a curated record
ACGCUGAGCCUGCAGGCCGACAGUCAUGUUUAAAUGUGAACCCAGACAAAGAGCUGGCAACGACUUCUUUAUCAAGUCUAUUGCUGACGGUGCCGCUGAAAAGCGUAGGACCACGUUUUUCAGAGUGGGUAUUACCUUAGGGAUACUAUCUGCACACUUUGGGGGAGCGCGGAUUCUUGACCAGAAGGCUCACGCGUUGGAUAUGGGGAAGGAUUACUAUAAAAUCUUGGGCAUUCCAUCUGGGGCCAAUGAAGAUGAAAUCAAGAAAGCAUAUCGCAAAAUGGCUCUCAAAUACCAUCCUGAUAAGAACAAAGACGCCAACGCAGAGGACAAAUUCAAGGAGAUUGCAGAGGCCUACGAUGUGCUGAGUGACCCUAAAAAGAGGGCUGUGUAUGAUCAGUAUGGAGAGGAAGGUCUGAAGACAGGCGGAGGAUCUUCUGGUAAUACUGGGAGCUCUUUUCACUACACCUUCCAUGGAGACCCCCAUGCCACCUUUGCCUCAUUCUUUGGUGGAUCCAACCCUUUUGAUAUUUUCUUUGGCUCAAGUCGCUCCAGGAUGUCUAAUGGCUUUGAUCACGAGGAUAUGGACAUUGAGGAAGAUGAUGAUGACCCCUUUGGUCGUUUUGGCUUUAAUGGAAUAAAUGGGUUCCAUCGGCGGCACCCAGAUCAGCUGCAUUCCCGUCGCAAGGUGCAGGAUCCACCUGUGAUACAUGAGCUGAAAGUGUCCUUGGAAGAGAUUUACCAUGGCUGCACCAAACGCAUGAAAAUCACACGGCGGCGGUUAAACCCAGAUGGUCGCUCGCUGAGAACUGAGGACAAGAUCCUUAAUGUGGUGAUCAAGAAGGGAUGGAAGGAAGGAACAAAAAUUACAUUUCCUAAGGAAGGGGACGCUACGUCUGAGAACAUCCCUGCGGAUAUUGUGUUUCUAUUGAAGGAUAAACCACACGCACAUUUUAAGAGGGACGGCUCCAACAUUGUAUAUACCGCUAAGAUCACUUUGAAAGAGGCUUUAUGCGGCUGCACUGUGAACAUCCCUACUAUCGAUGGUCGCGUCAUCCCUCUACCCUGCAGUGACGUCAUCAAGCCAGGAACCGUAAAACGACUGCGGGGAGAAGGACUGCCCUACCCAAAAGUGCCGACGCAGCGGGGUGACUUGAUUGUGGAGUUCCAAGUCCGCUUCCCAGACAGAAUACCCCAACCCACACGGGAACUGCUCAAACAACACUUACCGUGCUCCUAGUGUCCUCUGGGGUCUCAAGCAAUACUCCAUGGGCUUGUGCCAAGUCAUUCAACUGAAUACUGACUCCACAUUCAGAUACUACCGUUGCCAAUCUGGUCAAUGUGCAUUCUAUGCAGAAGUCAUCUUUUUAUAAGUCAAAUAUACAAGGGACACACAUUACAUUUUCAGUUUUUCUAUGUUGUUUUUUUUUCUGCCGUGUCUACACUCCAGGAUACGUUAUCGGGUCACUCUGCCACGACAAGGAGAUAAAGGAAACGCAGGAUCUGUCUCCUUUACUUUUCUCUUAAUCCUGCCUUUUAACCUCUGCACAAUUUUUAGAUCACUCUUCCUUUAAAGGCUUAAAAACUAAAUUGGUUUGUUGCAUUUUACAUUUAGAAUGAACUUUCGGGCGAUAGCAUUGAAAAUAAAAAGAUGCAUCCCCAGCGGACAGUUAACCUUUAUAAACACUAGCUACAAACUGAUGAACUUAGUAAAUUACUUUUAAAGAACUUUUUUAAAAGAAAUAAUAGAAUUUGUAAAUAUAAUUUAAAAUUGAUGGUGGUUUUAAUAUUUAUACGCACUAAACAAAAAUAAAGGGAGAAAAUCCUGGA